Sclerotinia sclerotiorum 1980 UF-70 is the source of this 939-nucleotide messenger RNA. RefSeq lists its product as hypothetical. The transcript is spliced from 6 exons. Gene Ontology annotation, molecular function: oxidoreductase activity, acting on NAD(P)H. The record is from RefSeq and is a predicted model, not a curated record. NCBI's taxonomy places the organism in Eukaryota, Fungi, Ascomycota, Leotiomycetes, Helotiales, Sclerotiniaceae. Bases 1 to 939 code for a protein of 312 amino acids.
AUGAAGGCACUUAUUGUCCAAGAUGUGGGCGUCGCCAAAGUGGUCGAUGACGCUAAUGAGCCCUCUCUUCGACCAGACUAUGUGAAAGUCAAAGUGGCCGAAGUGGCCGCUGUGGCCUUGAAUCCAACUGAUUGGAAGACACUCGAUGAGAUUGGAAGAGCAGGCUCUAUAGUUGAAAUUGGAUCAGAGGUUAAAUCUGAUGUCAAGAAGGGCGAUAGAAUUUGGGGAUUCGUCCACGGCUGCAAUUACUUGAAUCCCGAAGAUGGAGCAUUUGCGGAAUAUAUCGUUGCAAAAGAUGACAUUUUUGGGAAAGUUCCCGAUUUCAUGAGCAUGGAAGAUGCCGCCACUCUAGGUGUUGCUGUCGGUACCAACGGCCAGGGUAUAUACCAAACGCUCAAACUCCCCCUUCCGACUCAACCUGCUGAAAAACCUCUUCCACUGCUUAUUUAUGGUGGAAGUACUGCAACCGGAACAAUUGGUAUCCAAUUGGCCAAACUUUCAGGUUUACACGUUACAACUACCGCUAGCCCCAACAAUUUCGAACUCCUCAAGUCUCGUGGAGCCGACAAAAUUUUCGAUUACAACGAGCCCGAUGUUGGCGAAAAGAUCCGCGAGUACACAAACAACAAUUUGAAACACGUCUUUGACACAAUUUCCUUGCCGUCCUCUUUCGCUAUUUGCGUUGCAGCUAUCUCGACUACAUCUGGACCCAAAGCACAAUAUACAGCGCUACUCCCAGUGGAUUUCCCAAGAGAUGACGUUGAUUCUGGUUUCACGAUGGCGUAUACAUGUUGGGGAGAGACAUUUCAGAGAGGAAACUGGCAUUGUCCUGCUAAACUUGAAGAUUAUGAUUUUGCAGUCAAGUUCAUAAAAAAGGUCGACGGCUUGAUUGCUCAGAAAAAGCUGGUCCCACAUCCCGCUACUGUGGGCUUCAAUUAA